Necator americanus (New World hookworm) is the source of this 780-nucleotide messenger RNA. RefSeq lists its product as uncharacterized. Bases 1 to 780 code for a protein of 259 amino acids. The transcript is spliced from 8 exons. The record is from RefSeq and is a predicted model, not a curated record. Gene Ontology annotation, molecular function: DNA-binding transcription factor activity, RNA polymerase II-specific; sequence-specific double-stranded DNA binding. NCBI's taxonomy places the organism in Eukaryota, Metazoa, Nematoda, Chromadorea, Rhabditida, Ancylostomatidae. Gene Ontology annotation, biological process: regulation of DNA-templated transcription.
AUGUUCUCUAACAUAACCGUGCAAGAUGUCUGGAAUGACUACUGGCACAAGCAGUUCAACACAACCGGCUCACCGUUCAACACGCUUGUAAUUCGUCCAGAACCUGCAGAAGGGGGAAGCGGUUCUUCCAGGAGUUCAACUACAACUCCCGAAGCAGUAGCUUUCACUACCCAAGAACCCUCUCCUUGCGAGGCAGCAACUGCGAAAAGACGACGCACUCGCACCAACUUUUCUGGGUGGCAGCUUGAGGAACUCGAAAGUGCUUUUGAGGUAGUGCGCGUACUAAUUAUAGACAAACAAUAUUAUGUGGUGCAUAUGUACAUUCAGCACACUCACAGUGACUCGAGUCAUGUUCGAGACGAUUUCCAGGCGAGUCACUAUCCUGAUGUAUUCAUGCGAGAGGCGCUGGCACUCAGGUUGGAUCUACUAGAGAGCAGAGUGCAGGUAUGGUUUCAAAAUAGGAGGGCAAAGUGGAGAAAAAAAGAAAGCAUAAAAAACGGAGGAACUACUGAACAAAUUUCUGCAAAAGAAGACGGACAAGAAACAACCAAGACGAAAGACUGCGGUGCAUUUUCCAUCGACAGCUUACUCGCUGCGAGCCGAGUCCCGCGCGGUCGCCGUCCGAAUGCGAAGUAUCCCAGAGUCCAGGCUUGCAAAAAUCUAUCACCAUUCAUGCUGCCUCUGUUUCCGAUCACGCAGCCAGCAGGUCGAACUAUUCGGGAGCCAUCACCGUCACCUCAGUCGCAGCAGACAUCACAACAAACCUCCCAACAAUCAUGA